AUGGAAUUAUUCACCUUUGCUUUGGCCCUUCUGGUCGGAGCUCUUGUUGUCAACGCCUUAUGGCGAUGGCGGCUCGACUGGAAAUCGUUGUUUAAGACUAGAAAACUUCCUCCAGGUCCACCAAGGUGGCCUAUAGUUGGCAAUCUUCUUCAAUUAAGCUCACUCCCACAUAGGGACUUAGCUUCCUUAUGUGACAAAUACGGUCCACUAGUGUACCUCCGGCUCGGUAAGGUAGAUGCCAUCACCACGAAUGACCCAGAUAUCAUACGUGAAAUACUUCUUCGCCAAGACGAAGUCUUUGCUUCUAGGCCACGAACCCUAGCUGCCGUCCACCUUGCCUAUGGGUGUGGUGAUGUUGCCUUGGCUCCCUUAGGCCCGCAUUGGAAACGUAUGAGAAGAAUAUGUAUGGAGCAUUUACUAACAACAAAAAGGCUUGAAUCAUUCGCGAAACACCGAGCCGAUGAAGCUCAACAUUUGGUGCGAGAUGUAUCGGCCCGAGCCGAGAACGGGCAGCUCGUGAACCUAAGGGAAGUAUUGGGUGCGUUUUCGAUGAACAACGUGACUAGGAUGUUACUAGGGAGGCAAUAUUUCGGGGCCGUAUCCGCCGGCCCAAGUGAAGCCAUGGAGUUCAUGCACAUAACACAUGAAUUGUUUUGGCUCUUAGGUGUGAUCUAUUUGGGGGAUUAUUUGCCCAUUUGGAGGUGGGUGGAUCCUUAUGGAUGUGAGAAAAGGAUGAGGGAAGUGGAGAAAAGAGUGGAUGAUUUUCAUGAAAGGAUCAUUGAAGAACAUAGGAGGGCAAGGGAAUUGAAAAACAAAGGAUAUGGAAAGGAUGAUGAUUAUGGUGAAGAAAUGGAUUUUGUUGAUGUUUUAUUGUCAUUACCUGGUGAAGACGGAAAUCCUCAUAUGGAUGAUACUGAUAUCAAAGCUCUAAUUCAGGAUAUGAUAGCUGCGGCAACAGAUACAUCGGCUGUGACCAACGAAUGGACCAUGGCGGAAGUAAUAAAGCAUCCGCGUGUCCUCCGCAAAAUCCAAGAUGAGCUCGAUUCAGUCGUGGGUCCCAACCGAAUGGUCAACGAAUCCGAUCUACCGCACCUUAACUACCUACGCUGCGUAGUACGUGAAACAUUUCGCAUGCAUCCGGCCGGACCGUUUUUAAUCCCACACGAGUCCCUUCGGGCCACGACCAUCAACGGCUUUUACAUCCCGGCUAAGACACGUGUCUUCAUCAACACCCAUGGGCUGGGCCGAAACACUAAAUUAUGGGACGACGUUGAAUCGUUCAGGCCCGAGAGGCAUUGGCUGGCUGACGGCGCUCGAGUCGAGAUCAGCCACGGAGCCGAUUUCAAAAUCCUGCCUUUCAGCGCCGGGAAAAGGAAAUGUCCCGGUGCGCCACUUGGAGUGACGCUGGUGCUCAUGGCUUUGGCUCGGCUCUUUCAUUGCUUUGAUUGGGCUCCCCAGAAUGGUAUGAGGCCCGAAGAUAUAAAUACGAUGGAAGUUUAUGGGAUGACUAUGCCCAAAGCCGAGCCGUUAAUGGCUAUGGCUAAGCCGCGCUUGGCAGACCACGUCAUGUUUUAGAAAAAAAUUUAAAUAAAUUUGGUAAUAUUCAAAGAAUAAUAAAUUUUAGUU
Messenger RNA from Gossypium raimondii (Peruvian cotton), 1626 nucleotides. RefSeq names its product cytochrome P450 703A2. Gene Ontology annotation, molecular function: monooxygenase activity; heme binding; iron ion binding. NCBI's taxonomy places the organism in Eukaryota, Viridiplantae, Streptophyta, Magnoliopsida, Malvales, Malvaceae. The transcript is spliced from 2 exons. Bases 1 to 1575 code for a protein of 524 amino acids. The record is from RefSeq and is a predicted model, not a curated record.